Knipowitschia caucasica is the source of this 5019-nucleotide messenger RNA. NCBI's taxonomy places the organism in Eukaryota, Metazoa, Chordata, Actinopteri, Gobiiformes, Gobiidae. The record is from the annotation of a GenBank genome assembly.
AUGUAUGCAUUCCCUGUUUUCCGGAAAACCUCCGAGGGUCAACUCCUCAUGGGGCCAACUGAGGAGGCUAAUAGGAGUGAGAUCGUGGUGGCGGGGAGAGCCAGGUGUAAGGAGGAGGUCCUGGCUGAGGCCACUGCCUUUGUGAGGCAGAAUGGAGGGAAUCCUGGAGACCAGUCCCUGGUUCUGGCUCACUGCAAGCUCCAGUUUGGAAAACACCAGGGCCAGAGGUUCCUGUGGCUGCUGGAGAACUCACUGGGGUAUGCCGUGUAUCUGGUCAGCAGCAUCAUGGGGGAGGAGGAGAGGGACAACCCGCUGUCGGCCAAUAAACACCUGUUCCUCAGAUACACCUCGCAGAUCAGGGAGGUAGGGGAGGCUGUGGAGGUGUACCUGAAAAAACAGGCCAUGCUGCAGGAGGCCCAGAGGACGGGAGACUCUGGUUAUCUGAUGGUGGAGUUUGGUGACUUCAAGGGUAGGUCAAUGAAGGAGGUGUAUGAGGACCCAAGUAAGAAGGCUCAGUCUCUCAUCACCUACCUGAGGAAGGCAAAGGCCAGGCCCAACACCAACAUGGCCCUUUUCAAAGCAUACGUGCUGAAGAGGCAGGCUCCAGCCCACCUGCCCACCACCACUAUGCCCGCUGCAUCUGCCCCCUCUGCUGCUGUGCCCACUGCCACUGUGUGUGUUCCUCCUCCACCUGCUGCCACCCAAAGCAGGCCACUGCUGGUUGCCAAUGUGAAGGCCCUGUUGGCGCGGGGGAAGCAUUUAUCUGCUUCACAGCUGGCACAAAAGAUUUUGUCGCCAGCCAAACCUUCUGUAGGACCACGUCGCCCUCCUGCGUCUGAGCCCGCAGCCCGGAGACAGCUCUUUACAUGUGACUCUGCUGCUGGGGAUUUUUUGGAGGAGGAAGAUGACGAGGAGAUGGCAACUGUAGCCUCACAAGCUGAGGAGCAACUUCCUCAAGCCACUGCGGCCUCGAGAGGCCCUGCCCUGGCCCCACCUCGUGCUCCUGCCCUGGCCCCACCUCGUGCUCCUGCCCUGGCCCCACCUCGUGCUCCUGCCCUGGCCCCACCUCGUGCUCCUGCCCUGGCCCCACCUCGUGCUCCUGCCCUGGCCCCACCUCGUGCUCCUGCCCUGGCCCCACCUCGUGCUCCUGCCCUGGCCCCACCUCGUGCUCCUGCCCUGGCCCCACCUCGUGCUCCUGCCCUGGCCCCACCUCGUGCUCCUGCCCUGGCCCCACCUCGUGUUCCAGGCCCUGCUGCUGCUCCUGCUCCUCCAGCAUUGUGGACCCCUGGCCAGGUGUCCCAUCCGCCUGCAGAGCUUCCUGGGUACUGGAAGGAGCAACUUCUAUCUUUCCAGCAGGACUGGAUCAGGAAGACUCUGUUCAGGGCCAACACAAAAACAGGGAAGCCUGAGCUGACGCCACAUCCCAACUUCUGGUGGUACCCUCCCCAGCCCCCGACCGUCUUCACCCAGCCCCCUGCCUCUCCUGAUAUCUUCUUCUGCCGCCCCCUGUUCCUCUGGAUGCCGCUGAAGAUGUGGUCCAUUCCACUUGUCUGUGUCCAGCCAGCCUGCAGUAACCACAAGCUGACAGCUGCUGGCAUUUACCGCACUGUGCGCAAGGUCCUGGACAUAGACGGGUGGUAUGACAUGGCCACAGAGUAUCUGGAGUGCAAAGGGUGCAAGAAGAAGUAUCCAGCCUGGUCUGAAGACAUCCUGGGACAGCUCGACAUGGGACACCGCAGAAAAUUCCCCGCCAUCCUGACAUACAGGUACUCGUGUGACUACCGUGUAGUCAUUAUGAUGCGGGAGAGGACCCGGGGCAACAGCGUCACGCAGCUUCACAAAAAGCUGCAGGAGCAGCACACCUCAGCGUGGGACGUCCUCUCACGGCUACCGGAGGUCAAGGCCAAAAUAACUUCGGUCUUUGGGUCUGUCCUCAAGAUGGACUCCACCAAAAAGGUCACUAAAAAACUGGCCGGUGCUGCUGCCAACACUGCUGGUUGGUGCUCUAAUGUGGGCAAUGAGCACGGCCAGGUGUUGGUGUCAGUGCUGACAGCGGCAGAGGGGCAUGGACUGUGGCCCAUGGCGGCGGGGCUCAUGAAGAGGUACAGGGAGGCGGGAGUGGCACCGCCCGCCAUCAUGCGUCAUCACAGAGGCUCAUCACUCUACGGCACCUUCAUGACUCGGCUUUCCAGGUGCAUCUUUGAGCUGGAUCCAGAGGAUGUCGCUGCCCUUCGGCUGGCCAAACAGGGGGAGCUACAGGCCAGAGGAGCUGGUCCAGUCUCAGAGAAGGCCCUGGAUAAGCUGAUCACCAGGAAGGAGUUGUCGCUGCACUGUCGCAAGCGCACCAGAGGAGUGGAGGAGACCACCAGGAGGAUCAGGGCGCUCAUUGAAGAGAUGGACAGUGAGAAGGGGAGGGACACUCUGGGCGUACCACUGCUGGACCACGAGCGCAUCCAACAGGUCUGGAUAGACCAGCAGAGGCACAUUGCCUGUAUUCAGGAUCCAGAGGGCUUCCCUCUGUACCAGAAGACAGGCACACUGAAGAAGGGUGGUGUGGAGCUCAGAUGCUACCGGUGCGCUCGUGGCUCCACCUCUUUGGAGUCUUUUCACCUCCACUUGAACCGCUUCAUCCCAGGGACCAGUGCCAGUGAUGCGCAUUUCCAGGCCUAUCUCCUGGAAGGCCUGAUGCGCUGGAACCAGGACCGUAUGGAUGAAGCGGUGGGGGGAAAGACUGACCUGAGGACCUACAGCAGCGCUGACAGGGAGGCCAUGGACCGGCUCAGCCGAAAAGUGCUGAAGACGUCCCUGGAUGAGCACUACCAGCCUCCAGGGGCUUACACGGGAGAGCUGCUCGGGAUGGAGUAUCUGUACAGUCAGUCUGGGAAAUCCCUGUCUGUUAUGGAUAACCCGGAGGAGGAGGAUCGGCUGGUGGAGCAGAUGGACGAUGAGGUGGUACAGGACGAAGGCUUCGUUGAGGAGGAACCAGAGGACCUCACAGUGCCAGUCCUCUAUGACGCCAUUGAGACUGUCCCAGUCCACAGCAGUGGCUCCCAGGCCUUCAACCCCUGUCCCUCCGCACCGGGACCAUCCUCACUGCAGCCACCCACAUCCAGUCAAGGACAGCUGCGCCCUGCCCAGCCUCCUCUGCAGUCUCCUCAGCUGCACCCUGCUCAGCCUCCUCUGCAGUCUCCUCAGCUGCGCCCUGCUCAGCCUCCUCUGCAGUCUCCUCAGCUGCGCCCUGCCCAGCCUCCUCUGCAGUCUCCUCAGCUGCGCCCUGCCCAGCCUCCUCUGCAGUCUCCUCAGCUGCACCCUGCUCAGCCUCCUCUGCAGUCUCCUCAGCUGCGCCCUGCUCAGCCUCCUCUGCAGUCUCCUCAGCUGCGCCCUGCCCAGCCUCCUCUGCAGUCUCCUCAGCUGCGCCCUGCCCAGCCUCCUCUGCAGUCUCCUCAGCUGCGCCCUGCCCAGCCUCCUCUGCAGUCUCCUCAGCUGCACCCUGCUCAGCCUCCUCUGCAGUCUCCUCAGCUGCACCCUGCUCAGCCUCCUCUGCAGUCUCCUCAGCUGCGCCCUGCUCAGCCUCCUCUGCAGUCUCCUCAGCUGCGCCCUGCCCAGCCUCCUCUGCAGUCUCCUCAGCUGCGCCCUGCCCAGCCUCCUCUGCAGUCUCCUCAGCUGCGCCCUGCCCAUCCUCCUCUGCAGUCUCCUCAGCUGCGCCCUGCUCAGCCUCCUCUGCAGUCUCCUCAGCUGCGCCCUGCUCAGCCUCCUCUGCAGUCUCCUCAGCUGCGCCCUGCUCAGCCUCCUCUGCAGUCUCCUCCACAGCCUUCUGCCCAGCCAAGUGCUGCCUCUGGUCCUGCAACAUCAACUGGGUCCAGUGUUGCAGACCAGGCUCCUGCUCCUGUUCUUGGACCCAGUGGCGUCGCAGGCUGGGAUAAGGUGCAGGAUCUGGCUGAGUACCUGGUGUCCCUCCGUCAGGCACUCUAUCUGGACGAGCAGCAGGUCACAGAGGUCAUCCGUCUGUGGACUGCUCUUCCUGAUGGGGACAAGAGGAAGAUCCAUUAUCAGCCCAGACACCAGCCCAAGCUGACCCAUGGACGCUUCAAGCUGCCAAAAAAUACAGGAGUGACACCAGGUGUGGACAGUGUGAAGAGGUGCCUGAUCGGUCAUCCUGGGGGGCCGGCUCAGUGGCCCAGCACCAGUCGUUUAGUUGAGGCCAUGUGCAUCAAACUGUGUGCACUGCACAAGUCCCCAACAAAAAAGGAUGGAGUCCGUCUUCCUCGUUGGACUAAGGUGCUCAACGAGUACCACCACAUCCGAGACCUGGUGCUGAACUGCCACACUCUGAUGGAGGCCACGUCACUUCAGCUGUUUGUGCUGAAUCAGAGGACUCUCACUCAGUGGUUUAAUCGAAGAGAGAACAGCCAGGAAGUCACUGUCCUCUCCCAGGGCCUUGCUGCAGAGGACUGCCUCGCUGUGGCCAGCUCACAGCUUCCUGCUCCGCGGGAAAGCCUGGAUGAGGCUCCCUCCACAUCAGGGGCCCGGCAUGAAUUUGUCCUGCCUCCAAACCGAGCGGGACAGGUGCGGCCUGGCAAACGACCUGCCAGUGCUACAGUUGUGCGGCCCAUCACCCCAGCAGCUCCUCUUCCUCCUGCGCCACUGCCCCAGUUUUUUGUUUUGAACCCUGUGCCCACGCUGAUUUCAAAAGGUGCAGGUGGCCCUUCAGCUGCUCCUCUCCUGGCUCCAACUCCUGUGGCUCCUGCUCCCACUGCCCCAGUGUCUGUGCCCCGCUCCACGCAGAGCAACAGACGACGCAGGGCAGAAGAGGAGGCCAGUGGAGCUCACAAAAGACGCUAUGUCCGUGAAGCGGCAUUUAACAAAUGCUCCAAGUGUGGCCAGCCCAAAACUAAGGAGUUCGGCCACAGCCGGUUUGGCAGUGCCACCUUUUGCCCUAGUGUCUCUGGUGGCAAAUCAAGAGAGGAGUGGCUGGUAGAACAACGCCAGCAGAAAACGCAUGGACAGCCACCUCUAUAA